Tribolium castaneum (red flour beetle) is the source of this 1592-nucleotide messenger RNA. It is a transcript of the gene Gs2, whose product is annotated as Glutamine synthetase 2. Gene Ontology annotation, molecular function: glutamine synthetase activity. NCBI's taxonomy places the organism in Eukaryota, Metazoa, Arthropoda, Insecta, Coleoptera, Tenebrionidae. Gene Ontology annotation, cellular component: cytoplasm. The record is from RefSeq and is a predicted model, not a curated record. The transcript has 5 exons. The coding region runs from base 160 to 1269 and encodes 369 amino acids.
AUCUCCCCUUGCGCAUGUGUCGUGAAGGAGGGGAACCAAGUGCAUAAAGGGAGUCAUCGACAAGUGCGUACUCACAGUGGUUCCAAAUCCGCUACUUUCACAUGGUGUAUUAAACGUUUAUUUAUAAACAAAACUAGACACUCAGCUGAUCACAAGACGAUGCCGAAUACAACCCUCGAGAACUCACCCAAUGCGGUGCUCAACAAGUCAGUGGCUGAAAGGUACAUGCAUUUACCGUGUCCCGAAAAUAAGGUAAAAGCCACCUACAUAUGGAUUGAUGGGACUGGUGAAAAUGUCAGGGCGAAAACACGCACAGUCGAUUUCGUCCCAAAGAAACCCGAAGAGUUGCCGGUUUGGAACUACGACGGAAGUUCCACAUACCAAGCCGAAGGCACCAACUCUGACACAUAUCUAUGUCCUGUCGCCAUCUACAACGACCCCUUCAAUGGGGGCAACCACAAGUUGGUCAUGUGCGACACCUACAAAUACAACAAAAAACCAACCGAAACCAACCACCGACACACGUGUCUGCAAGCCAUGGAGGCGGCUAAAGACACCAAACCCUGGUUCGGUAUCGAGCAGGAGUACACUUUGCUCGACAUGGAUAUGAGACCGUUGGGGUGGCCCAAGAAUGGGUUUCCGGGACCUCAAGGCCCUUACUAUUGCGGUGUGGGGGCUAAUAAGGUCUACGCACGUGAUAUUGUAGAGUCUCACUACAGUGCUUGUCUGUAUGCUGGUAUUAAUAUUGCUGGAACCAAUGCUGAGGUCAUGCCAGCUCAAUGGGAGUAUCAGGUUGGUCCCUGUGAGGGUAUUUCCAUCGGGGAUGAAUUGUGGGUCUCGAGGUAUAUUUUGCAUCGUGUCGCUGAAGAUUUUGGGGUUAUUGUCACGUUUGAUCCUAAGCCGAUUGAAGGCGAUUGGAAUGGAGCGGGGGCUCAUACUAACUUCUCCACUAAGGCGAUGAGAGAAGAUGGAGGAAUUAUUGAAAUCGAGAAAGCCAUCGAUAAGCUCAGCCGAAACCACCUUAGACACAUCCAGGCCUACGAUCCUAAGGGAGGAAAGGACAACGAACGUCGUCUCACCGGUCGCCAUGAAACUUCCUCGAUCCAUGACUUCAGUGCAGGUGUGGCUAACCGUGGCGCGAGUAUUCGUAUUCCUCGCGGAUGUGCAGAAGAUAAGAAGGGAUAUCUUGAAGAUAGGAGACCAUCUUCAAAUUGCGAUCCGUACGCAGUAUGUGAAGCUUUGGUCCGAACAUGUAUUCUAGAUGAAUAAGAAACACGUUCAGUCGUGUUUUUUAAACCAAUUUUAUUAUUUUUGUUUAUUUCUCUUUCUUCUGUAUAAUUUGUAUAAUACGACUUAUAUGUUCGUUUGGAGAAGUUUUAUUCUUCAAUGUGACAGAAACUCACUGUAUUCAGUAUAUGUAAAUAUAUAACAAUGUCAUAUCAGUAGGUUUAAGAGCUAAUAUGCAUGCAACGAAAUAUUGGUUGAUGGGAAUAGCACAUGCUCUAUUAAAAUGUAUUUUGUUACGUUGUGAAAUAGUUUAUACAAGUUAUUGUAAUUCCAACAAUUCAAAUAUAUUUGCUAUGUUCACAGAA